Messenger RNA from Caenorhabditis auriculariae, 2347 nucleotides. NCBI's taxonomy places the organism in Eukaryota, Metazoa, Nematoda, Chromadorea, Rhabditida, Rhabditidae. The record is from the annotation of a GenBank genome assembly.
AUGCGACGAUUCGCGCGCGAAAUCUGGGCCGAGCAAAUACCGUACCUACUUAACCGACUACUGAGUUCAUGGGCGUUCGGCGAAACUUUUUUUACUUUUUUGGAUUUAUCCUAGAUUGUAGGGGCUCAAAAUUCAAGUCUGGCCAUGUCCGUGAAACUCAUAUCAAAAGUUUCAAUGUUUUUAGAUUUUUUUUUAAUAAUCUUUUUUAAAGGCAUAGGGGCAGCUAAAAAAGAUGUUUCACUUCAAAGCAGUACUUUGUAGAGCUUUUCAUUGCGAAUCGAACGGUGAACUUGGAAAUGUACUAAACUUACUAGUUUUGGAGAAAAAAUAGUUCAAAGUCGGAGAAAUGAAAGCUUGAGUUCCCGCGAAAAGGGCACUUUGCAGUAAAGUUGCUCUAUGGACAACACCCUUCGCCAUUUUUCGGACUUUCGCUUUUUCUUCGUUUCUUUUAGUUUUCAAUUUUUCCUGUUUUCACCAAAGUUCUUUUUGUCACAAAAACUUUCUAUUCAUGUAUAGUUUGCAAACUUUAAUCGCAAAAAUGCUUCUCUGGUGAAAAAUGAUGAUUUUACGCAGGUUUCGAUUGGGAUAGCGAUAUUUUGUGUUUCCUUUAUUAUCGGUGUGUGUUUUUUGUUUGAUUAAAUGAUUUUUCAGAGAAGAAACCCUUAAUUUGAAGCAGAUAACCGGUUAUUUCUCCCAAAAUGGGAGUCUAUUGACACGUCCGCAACAUAAAAGUAGUCACCUUUGUAAGUUUUUUUGAUAGCGCAGUUCGAUUCGCAAUUAAAAGCUAUAUAAGAUACUGCUUACACCUGAAACCCAGUUUUUUUACUAUGCCUUUAAAACAAGCAUAAAAGGUUUCAAACCUCUUUUAAAGGCUCGACUUGAAUUAAGAAAGGGCAUAGUUUAGAAAAUUCCAAUUUUAAGGAAGUUUUUUAAAGAAAAAUAAUUUUUAUCUAGAUCACUGUGAACAUAAAAAGUGUAGAAAUUGACUUUUUUUCUAAAUCAGUAAGAAGGGGCUUGCAGGUAGACGGAUGGUUCUUCAAAAAUCUGUGAACUCUCUCAUCUCCGACAUAACUAACCAGGCCUUGAACCUCGAUCCGAUCCAAUUCCAACAGUUCAUAUUUACUCCUGUACUCUCCAGAGAAGGCCUCUUCCUGCUGAAUCAGACUGAAACCUCAGUUCUCCAUCUUCAACUUAUUCAGAAAAGACGAAACACGGCCGCUCGGUGGCCCUUGAUUCGAAGGUCGGACUCGCCGCAAAAGCAAACAAAAAUUCCGAAGGCUACUGAAGACGACGACGUUAUAGGUAUCUACAUCUAAAUAUAAUAAGUUAUGAAGUGCCUUUGGAGUGGCGUAGCUUUCACGGUCGUUCUGUUCUCUUCUUUUUUUUUCCAAAUUUCUUUCAAUUGACAAAAACUGGCGAAAGGGACACUUUCUUUGCAUUUUCAUUGGUAGAAAACGGAGAAAAAAAACAGGAAAAAAAAAAUUAAAACGAUCACAGUUUCUGAGAGACUCGUCAAUAUGACGAAAGAUUUUUGAGAACUGAGCUGCGGCAAAAUUUCAUGGAGCUCAAAUUUGAGCCGAAUCGGAAUGAAAAACACGCUUUGAUGUUCACUCUAGAGAGAAAAUUGUAAGGAGCAUAUUUUUUAAAAUCGAACCUAAACACGUUCCGAAGUGAAAUUAUAGUACCUAACAAGAAAAGUCGUUUUGCUGAGCGGUUGAAAUUUUUUGAAAAUUUGCCAGAAUACUUCUUGAUGUAGAUUCCAAAAGGUUCAACAUGCACAGCUUUCUAGUUUUUGAGAAAGUUCUCCUCAAAGUCAAAAAUCCGUUGAAAUACACUAUUUUGAAGCUUGGACACCUCAAUUCUCGCAAACUAGAAAGAUUUGCAGGUUUAAACUUUCAGGGUCUUAUUUCUGGUACAUGAAUACUUUUUUUUUUAAUUCCCAACCGCCAAGAAAAAUGACCUUCCUUGUAAAACCCUGCCACAGCUCGCUACAUUAAAAUCGAAUCUAGAUUAACAAUCUAACAAAAAAAAACUAUUAGAGAGAAAAAAGAGCCCACAAAAAAGUACGCGUACCAUGAAUAUUUCAAAAAGAAGGCUGGCUAAUUAAUCUUAUCAGUUUUUGUUCUUUAGUUGAUUUGGCACAACUAGAGAUAAGUAGAAGACCUGGAAAAGUUCAUCACAAAAACAUCGCUUGAUUUCAAGAAGUCAAUAGAAGGAAUUGGAACCGUUUCGGGAAAAGUCACGAAAAUGCGAACAGAACGAGAAGGGGAGAACGACCGGUGGUAGAGAGCAGAUAAAAUGACUAUGAUUGAAAGAAAAGAAAAAGGAAAUAUCAACAGAAAAGUGA